Polyodon spathula (Mississippi paddlefish) is the source of this 1801-nucleotide messenger RNA. RefSeq names its product endothelin receptor Ba (gene ednrba). The transcript has 8 exons. The record is from RefSeq and is a predicted model, not a curated record. Lineage: Eukaryota; Metazoa; Chordata; Actinopteri; Acipenseriformes; Polyodontidae. Gene Ontology annotation, biological process: vasoconstriction; regulation of blood pressure; G protein-coupled receptor signaling pathway. Bases 367 to 1701 code for a protein of 444 amino acids. Gene Ontology annotation, molecular function: endothelin receptor activity. Gene Ontology annotation, cellular component: membrane.
CAGGACGAGCUCUUGGCGGCGUUUCACUAAACCGCAGGAUCCUCCUCACACAAGUACUGGAUCUAAUGAAAACUUCAUCAUACGACUGUCACUAGCAAAGGCAAAACCGUCUCUUCCCUGCGCUGAUGAAAUUGCAAAAACAUGCCAUUGGGUUGCUUCAGGUCUAGAAAGAACUGUGUUCGGAUAUAAUACAUCUAAAGAAGGGUUUUUUUUUUUUUGUUGUUGUUGUUGUAUUGGGUUUUUUUUUUUGUUGUUUUUUUUUUUUUUUGGAAAGCGCAGCGCAUUCAUGUACAAAUCGGAUUACCAAACAACACCUGGAGAAACAGCUGUUUAAUUGUUUAACAAAGUCGAGAACAGAUAACAAGGAUGGCAAGUAACCCAUUUUCAGCAGUACUGUUGCUGAUAGUAGUACUUGGGAAUGUGGUCUUCGUGUUAGUAUCUGCACAGCAAAAGGAUCCAAAUCCGAAGCCGAUUUCCCACGGGGGUCCACCGCAUCUUUUAGGCGCUUCCGAGACUACACUGGAAACAGUUAAUGCAAAUGAUCAUCUAGGUGCCAAUAUUUCUAACUCGCUGGUGUCACAGCCUUACCCCAAAACCAUGAACCCCGGCAGACCGCGGCACGUAUCCCCCCCUAUGUGUUCCGGACCGACUGAAAUAAAAGAUACGUUUAAAUACAUUAACACGGUUGUCUCGUGUCUGGUGUUUGUGGUUGGGAUAAUUGGCAACUCCACCUUGCUGAGAAUUAUCUACAAAAAUAAAUGCAUGAGGAAUGGACCAAAUAUCUUAAUUGCCAGCCUUGCCUUAGGGGAUCUCCUCCAUAUUGUAAUUGCUAUACCCGUCAACGUGUACAAGCUCCUAGCUGAAGAUUGGCCCUUUGGAGUCGAAAUGUGCAAACUUGUGCCAUUUAUUCAAAAAGCAUCAGUUGGGAUAACGGUCUUAAGUUUGUGUGCGCUCAGUAUUGACAGAUAUCGAGCUGUGGCUUCCUGGAGCCGCAUUAAAGGAAUCGGAGUUCCGAAGUGGACGGCCAUCGAGAUUUCACUUAUAUGGGUUAUAUCAGUCAUCCUGGCCGUGCCAGAGGCUAUUGCUUUUGAUAUGAUUGCAAUGGAUUACAAAGGAGAGCAUCUACGAAUCUGCCUUUUACAUCCAAUGCAAAAAUCACAGUUCAUGCAGUUUUACAAGUCAGCUAAAGACUGGUGGCUGUUUAGUUUUUACUUCUGCAUGCCACUGGCUUGCACUGCUGUUUUCUACACCUUAAUGACAUGUGAGAUGCUACGAAAGAAAAAUGGGAUGCAGAUUGCUUUAAAUGAUCAUAUAAAACAGAGGCGAGAGGUAGCAAAGACGGUCUUUUGUUUGGUGUUGGUCUUCGCACUCUGCUGGCUACCAUUGCAUCUCAGUAGAAUCUUGAAGUUAACCAUUUAUGAUGAGAAGGAUCCCAACAGAUGUGAAUUACUGAGCUUCUUUCUUGUGCUGGAUUACAUUGGUAUCAACAUGGCUUCAGUGAAUUCCUGUAUAAACCCAAUUGCUCUCUACAUGGUCAGCAAACGAUUCAAAAACUGCUUCAAGUCCUGUCUGGGUUGCUGGUGCCAGUCGAAAGACAUACUCCCUUUGGAUGAGAAGCAGUCCUGCUUGAAGUCUAAAGCUCAUGACCGUACAUCUGAACAGAGCAACUCCCGAGCUAGCAACAAGUACAUGUCCUCCUAAUACACAUGAGGAACCACGCCUUCAGGACUUCCUUCUGUCCCCUGUCAAAUGUUGACACCUGUUGAUGUAGGCAUCAUUAUUUCAGUCUUGAACAUGCUUU